Chelmon rostratus (copperband butterflyfish) is the source of this 1049-nucleotide messenger RNA. RefSeq names its product calcium binding protein 5b (gene cabp5b). The transcript is spliced from 6 exons. Gene Ontology annotation, molecular function: calcium ion binding. Bases 55 to 567 code for a protein of 170 amino acids. NCBI's taxonomy places the organism in Eukaryota, Metazoa, Chordata, Actinopteri, Chaetodontiformes, Chaetodontidae. The record is from RefSeq and is a predicted model, not a curated record.
AACAAAGAUAUAACACAACACAAGUUGCCCAGGAUCUCGACUGAGGCUGUUGUCAUGAGUCUUAAACAAGCCUGCAUCUUUCUCAGAGGAGGAACCCGGAGACAAACAAGAGCUCUUACACAUGAUGAGAUUGAAGAGCUGCGUGAAGCUUUUGUAGAGUUUGAUAAAGACAAGGAUGGUUUCAUAACCUGUAAAGACCUGGGGAACCUGAUGAGGACCAUGGGUUACAUGCCAACUGAAAUGGAGCUUAUCGAACUGAGCCAGAACAUCAACAUGAAUUUAGGGGGACGGGUGGACUUUGAAGAUUUUGUGGAACUAAUGACCCCCAAGCUUCUGGCUGAAACUGCAGGGAUGAUUGGGUUGAAGGAACUUAAAGAAGCAUUUAGAGAGUUUGAUAUAGACGGUGAUGGUUCUAUCACUUCCGAGGAGCUGAGACAUGCCAUGAUAAAGCUAUUAGGAGAACACACCAGCAAAAAUGAAAUUGAUGCAGUGGUCAAAGAAGCUGACAACAAUGGGGAUGGAACAGUUGACUUCGAGGAGUUUGUGAAAAUGAUGUCGCAGAAAUGAGGACAACAGAAUGAAUGGAUGGCUGUGAAUGGAGAGGAUGUAUUUUUUAUUGAAUUUUAUUCUGAUGAUAGCCCACUGCUUACGCAUAAUUUUACCUUGUUUUCCUUCCUUUGUUCUUUUUGUAAAAAUUGAUGAAUGUAAAAUUUCUGAAAUUUGAACCUGUCUCACAGAGCAGUGAGUGUCAACGUCAAUGUCAGCUGUUUAAAGGGGAAGAACUGAUAAAUAUAUCAAAUUAAAGGUGUCUGCACAGUCCAGUUAAGCAUGUCAGCAGAAAGUGGAGCACAGAGAGCAAGUCUAAACAAGUCUUUUAGUCGUUAUGUUAUUUAGAUGCACUGAAAACCUGAGUCACAUGUGAAAUGAGGCACUUUGCUUUUGACUUACAUGUUGGAUAUAUGUGUGUGCGUGUGUGAUAUGAGUUUCACAUUCUGGAUACUGCCAUCAUUUUUCCCUCAAUAAGUACAAGCACAAGUACAGGUGAACUG